AUGGAGCAGCAAACCCGCUCCUGGUGGCGGCCCUACGAGACCUCUCUUCAUCUCAGCAACACCGGCGAAGACCUCUCUGCCUAUGCCUCUCAACACCGCCAGCCAACCGUUCCUCCUGAAGCCUUAGAGAGCUGCCGGGGCUCCUCGUGUGCGUCUCUUGACUGUGUCUCGGUUGCUGCUUCCCCUGCAGCAGCAGCGGACACACAGUCAAGAGACGCGCCUCCCGAUUCCCCCCCAACCUUCAGAAAUGGAGCUUCUGGCCUUUCACAGUUCCUUGAGGCCCCUGCUGCCGCAUGCAGCCCCAAGAGGCAACAGCACAUUCAGCCGGUUGACUCAGCGGAUGCAGCAAAAGCAGCGAGAAAUCAGAGUGAUAUUAUACUGCGUGGACACCCUCGGCACACACAUGCAGGAGCAGCAGCUGCUGCAGCAGCUGCUGCACUUCCUUUUGAAGAGCAGACAAAGCAAUGGAAAGGCAGCUCCAAGAUGAGUCGGCUGGAGAGAGCAGAAGCCAUUGUUAGGGAGUUGCUGCAGGAGGCGGCGAUAUUAAAAACUGAAAACCGCCGACUGCGUGCAGAGGAAGCAGCAAGAAAAGACAUGCAGCAUCAACAUGCAGCAGGAGCAGCAGCAGCAGGAGUAUGCGUCAGCACAGACAAUGAAGAUGAAAGGGCGGUGCGGUGGCGGCUGCAGCAAAGGCAGGAGCAGCAGCAGCAGCAACAACAGCAGCAGCAACAACAGCUGUUGCUGCUGCAGCAAGAGCUGCAGCAGCUGCGCAUGCGAAUAAAAGAACAGGAUAUGGAGUUGCAGCAGCUGAGGCAGCAAACAUCUCAAGAGGCUGCAUAUAUGGAGGCCUGCCGACAGCCGAUGCUGCCGUUGGAUUUUUCUUUCAUUGGGGCGGUGGGAAGUGGAGAGACAGCAGACCUUCCGCCGCGGCAGCAGCAGCAGCAGCAGCUGCAGCAGCAGCUGCAGCAGCAAAUGGAAGAGCUGCAGCGAGAACGGCAACUAAAAAGCGAAAUGCAGAUUGAAUUGCGCCAACUCAAAGACAGAGACAAAAGCAGACAGGCGGAGGUUGAGGAGUUGCGGCGCUGCUGCAGCAGGCUGCGCGUAGAUCUUCAGCAGCAGCAGGAGGAGUCUGCUGCUGCUGCUGCUGCAGCAGUGGAGCUAGGAGCAGCAGCAGCUGCUGCGAAAGCAGCAGACAUCAGCACCAGAGGAGUAUUAAAACAAAUAGACAGCAAACUACGAGCAGAAAUCAAACAACAAAUUCAAAGCAAAAUCGCCAUGCAAGCGCAACGAACAGAGGCAGAGAUGGAGGCGAGCCGUCUGCGCGUGGAGUUGCAGCGGGUAAUAGCACGAAAAGAAGAAAUAAAUAAACGCUUGAAGGGAAGAGAAGAAGAAUUGUUUUGUUUGUUGCAGCGAAUGCAGUGUAUGAACACUCAACAAGAAAAAGCAAACGCCAAUAUGCAGCAACAAAAAGAAUUGCUUCAUCGCUACCGCACUUAUAUUUUCUUUCUUGAAAAAAUAAUCAAAGAUUUAAAAACUCACAUUCUAACGGAAGCAAAAAAUGCAGUUCCUCAAAGACAAAAUUAUAACAAUCAUAUUUCUUCCUUUUCUUCUUCACCUCAACUUACACCGAAAAACAACAAAUAUAUCAAAUACAACAAAGGGGGGGGCCCCAAGGGGCCCUCCUUUGGGGGGGGCACCCAGGGGGCCCCUCAGGGGGCCCCCAAAGGGGCCCCUAAGGGGGCCCCCACAGGGGCCUCUAAGGGGGCCCCCAAAGGUGUAAGCUUACGGCUGGGGCCGUCUUCUUUAGACGCUGGGGGAGGCACAGGGGCCCCCAUUACAGCAAAUAUCGAAGGGGAAGAAGAAAUAUUAGGGGGCCCUCGGGGGCCUCCGUGGGGAGAUGAGGGGCCCGCGUAUGCGGUGUCUGUUGCCGAGCAAAUUAGAAACAAUGAACAGAAUAGCCGCAGCAGCAGCAGCAGCAGCAGCAGCAGCAGAAUGAGGAGAAGGGGAAGCGGCUUCACUUCACCUAAAUUCGAAGAUGAGAAAUUCAACGUACGGUUGGAAAGCGGCAACGAAUGGGGCGGUGUAUGCACACCCUGGGGUGUACAUACACCUCAAGAAAGAGAACAACAAAGAGAAGAAGAAAAAGAAGAUGAAGAAGAGAAUCAAUCUAUGCGGGAGCUGCAGAGGCUAAUUGCAAAAGCAGCAGAUGAAAUAAAGGCGACCCUCAGUGUAGCCAGGAGGGGAAAGAAAAAGCGAGAAAACAGCAGCAAAUUCAAUCUGCUGCAGACAAACCAACAAGAAAAUGCCACUACUACUGCUGGUGAUGCUGCUGGUGCUGCAGCAUCUGCUGCUGCUGGUGCUGCUGCAUCAAGCUCCCCCCGCAUUGAAGCAGCAGCAGAAGAAAUUCUUUUAAAUUCUCCUCUAAAGAAGUGCAGCACAAUUGAAUCUUCUCCUCGGGGUGUCCAGACACCUGAUUAUUUGAAAGGUGUUGAGGAGACAGCAACAGACUUGGAUAUUGAUUUUCUUCUUUGUGAGGAGUUUGCUGCUGCUGCUGCAGCAGCAGCAGCAGGAAAAGAGUGCAGCAGAGGGUUUGGGGCUUCACUAGGAUUAAAGAGAAGCCGCAUGCAAACUUUUAAAGAAGAAAAUGCAGCAAAAAACCUCAAAAAAGAAAUUGCUGUUUUAUUCCCCAAGGCAUUUGAACGGCUGGCGAAGAGGGGAAUGAUAAAAUAA
Eimeria acervulina is the source of this 2730-nucleotide messenger RNA. RefSeq lists its product as hypothetical. The transcript is spliced from 4 exons. The record is from RefSeq and is a predicted model, not a curated record. The coding region runs from base 1 to 2730 and encodes 909 amino acids. Lineage: Eukaryota; Apicomplexa; Conoidasida; Eucoccidiorida; Eimeriidae.